AUGGAUCCACCACCUCUUCCACCCCAUCCACCAACUGUUCCCAACCCCAUCCCAGCAGUAGCCACCACUACUGCCACCGCCAUUACCACCCAUCUCAGCUGCCCCGAUUCAACCAACUCCUCCCCUCGCUCCCACCAAAAUGACACCUGGGAUGAGCCUCUACCACCCGUCCCAGGUGCCAAGUUGCGCCUAAUGUGCAGCUAUGGGGGACACAUCAUCCCUCGUCCUCACGACAAGUCCCUCAGCUACGUAGGCGGUGACACUCGCAUCGUGGCCCUGGACCGCCACUCAUCUCUCUUAUCUCUCUCCUCUCGCCUCUCUUGCACCCUCCUCAAUGGCCGCCAGUUUACUCUCAAGUACCAACUCCCCAACGAAGACCUCGACUCCCUCAUAUCAGUCUCCACUGAUGAGGACUUAGAGAACAUGAUUGAAGAGUAUGACCGCACAACCUCAACUUCGCCAUUGAAACCUUCUCGCCUUCGCUUGUUUCUCUUUCUUGCCAAGCCUGAGACUGCAGCCUCAAUGGGUUCUCUCCUUGACGACGUCAAGUCGGAGACAUGGUUUGUCGAUGCUCUUAAUGAUGCUGGUUUGCUCCCUAGAGGAGUGUCUGAUUCUGCCGCCAUUGAUACCUUGUUAGAAUUUGAUGGGAAUGCGAAUAAUGAAUCUUGUAGAGAAAUGGAGGGAGAGGCCAAGAUUGAGUCUUUAGAUGGCAAGGAAGUAAAGAAUGUGUCUGAUCAUAUGCAUAUAAACAUGCCUGAUUCGACAAUGGUGGAAACAAGUUCAUCGUUCGGGUCAAGUUCUUCGUCCCCUUCAAUGUCGAAUCUGCCUCCUAUUAAGGUUCGGGUUGAGGAAGGUGGUGCUAUGGUGCAACAUCAGAUGGUUGGCUUAGAUGAACAGUUCUCACAGACGAGUGUUGCUGCAACAAUUCAAAAGCAAGAUGAUGUGUUUGUUAUGAUGUCUGCUCCUCCUCCUCCACUUCCCACUGUUGUUGGUGGUGCAACGGUGGAUCCAACAGUUGUUUCUGAUGAUCGUCCGAGUCGGGUAUUUUCGGAUGAUGAGAGGUCGGAUCACGGGGCACCAGGUGCUUUCCGGAAGCCGCCAUUGCCACUGCAGCCGCAACAGAGAAAGCUUGGUGCUGAUCCUUAUAGUUUUCCAUCACCUGAUUCAAAACAUGGUGGAGGUUGCAGUUUGCCUUCACCUGAUUCGGUGGCCAGUGAUAGCAGUAUUGCAUCAGCAACAACAACUCUCUCAAAACACACAAUUUAUCAAGACCCAACUCUUAUUGCAACCUGGGAAAACAAUGCUCCUGCUGGCCGAAUUACUUCCAGUGAGAAUAUUUCAGAUCUGAACUCUCAAAUCCAGAUUCAGCAAGUUCAGGAUCCUGUGUACUUCCUACCUCCACAGCACAAUCAGCAACAAAAACAACAACAAUUUGUUCACUCGAGCGCACAUUAUGUUCAUCACCCUGCCACAGGUCCCAUGCCAAUGUCGUCUUACUACCAAGUGUAUGCUCCCCCUUCACAGCAGCCUCUUUAUCAACCGAUGAGUCAACAGUAUCCAGUGUACUUAUUUCCUGUCUCCCAGACUCAACCUUACAACAUGACUGUGCAAUCCAAUAUAUCAGAUGCUACUGCAGUGGCUUCAACUCGGCCAUUAAACCCACCAAAUCCGGCUUCUUUUGCAGCUUACAAUGAAACCAAUCCACCCAUUUACCCUCCAAAGACAACUACGCCAACAAUGCUUGAAAUGGAUGCAAAUUUAUACAGAACAGCUGGUACUGCAACUCCAACAAUGGUUCAAGUUUCGUCUCAGCAAUAUCAGAAACAAUAUGUUGGUCUUUCUCAAAUGCCUCAUCCAUCACAGUCCAUUGCUGUUGCUUCUGCUACCACUUCUGAUUAUGGUUCUGAAUAUGCUCAUCCUUCACAUGAUCAAAUGUAUUAUGCUCAGCAUGCCGCUGCUCCAUUGCCGCCUCAGUACCAAACCAUGACCCCAGCAUCAGCAGUGUUGCUAUCCCAGGCUUCAGCACAAGUAGCUGCAGAUAACACUGAACAUCAGAUCAGAAGCUCACACCAAUUAUAA
Ilex paraguariensis (yerba mate) is the source of this 2079-nucleotide messenger RNA. NCBI's taxonomy places the organism in Eukaryota, Viridiplantae, Streptophyta, Magnoliopsida, Aquifoliales, Aquifoliaceae. The record is from the annotation of a GenBank genome assembly.